Messenger RNA from Triplophysa dalaica, 4661 nucleotides. RefSeq names its product cell adhesion associated, oncogene regulated (gene cdon). NCBI's taxonomy places the organism in Eukaryota, Metazoa, Chordata, Actinopteri, Cypriniformes, Nemacheilidae. The record is from RefSeq and is a predicted model, not a curated record. Gene Ontology annotation, biological process: axon guidance; nervous system development; cell-cell adhesion. Gene Ontology annotation, cellular component: plasma membrane; axon. Gene Ontology annotation, molecular function: protein binding. The transcript has 20 exons. Bases 361 to 4038 code for a protein of 1225 amino acids.
GGGAAAAGAGAAGACAGAGGGACACAGUUAGACGAGUAGGGUUCACUUACUACAAACUUCUCCGGAUCUGAAGUUUGGACUCGCGCGUUCUUUCCUUCAACGCAGUGAAGGGCACGAGAUCUUCAGCUCGGGACAGCGCGCGAGCGAGACGCGGUGCGUCGUUACUCUUUCCCCCGGUAUCGUGCACUUUGCGCCCGUGUCUAAUGGAGGGCCCCGUGCGGAUUUGCCAUCGGGAGAAUGUGUUUUACUUCUAGCGCGUCCGGCUGGUCGCAGCUUUUGCCCUCCUGUACGAGGUGUGGAGUGUGUGUAAAGGGGGUGUGUCUGAGGCCCCUGGUUAGUGCACCGAGGUGAAAUAUCGUCAUGGAGGACAGCGGCCUGAGAUUACUGUCUGCUGUGCUGUGUGUUUGUCAUACCCUGCUCUUUAACUGCCCAUCUGUUCUGUGUCUCUCUUUUCGCGUGGAGCCUCUAUCUGUCGUACAGAAGCAGGGAGGUGCAGUCCAACUGCGCUGCACGGCACGUCCCGCCACCGCCAGACUAAGCUGGCUGUUCCAGGGCCUUCCCUUAGACCCCAUCCUCCAAAACAGUGUGGAAAUCACUCCAGGCUCCCUCUCGCUGCCCUCCCUCCAACCGGCCCUCACGGGCUCCUACCAGUGCAUCGCUCAAUCUGAGACGGGCUCUAUCGUCAGCCGGCAUGCACGGGUCCUUAUUGCAGGUAUCGAAGAAUUCCCAGAGACCCAUCGGCGGUUAGUAACGGUCAAGAAAGGAGACACUGCUGUCAUUGGAUGCACCCUUCCUCACAGCAACCCGCCCGCUCUCCCACGCUACCGGAUACGUGGAAAAUGGCUUGAACAGUCUUCAGAUGAGUAUUUAAUUCUGCCCUCCGGGAACCUUCAAAUCAACUCUGUGUCUUUGGAGCAUCAGGGCAUGUACAAGUGCGGCACUUAUAAUCCUCUUAGCAGAGAGACUCAAGCAGAGGCCCAUGGCACUAAACUUGUAGUCAAAGAUUCUGAAGGCCCUUCCCCUGUAGGGAUUGUUUAUCCCAUCGCAUCUCAAAAUCUGACGGUGGGACAGUCUGAAUCUGUGACUCUGGAGUGUGUCAUAUCAGGAAGUCCUUCUUCAAAGGUCAAAUGGACUAAAGAUGGGUCGGAGCUUAUGCUGAGCUCCAAGCAAAUGUUGUUGCAUAACAACCUGGUGUUGAAUGACAUUCACCUAAGUGAUAGAGGUCAUUAUUGCUGCUCUGUUCUGACUGACAAUGGGGAUGUGGUUAGUGUCAACUACACUGUGAAUGUGCUAGAGAAUGUGAGCAUCCUGCGAGGUCUAUCCGACCAGGCUGUAACAGAGGGCUCCUCUGUGAGAUUUACCUGCACCUCCAGCGGUUACCCCUCCCCUAACAUCAUAUGGCUUCUUAACACCACCCCUCUCACUUCUUCACCACGCCUCCGAAUCUCUGGCUCCUCUCUGCGUAUAUCUUCUGUAACUGCUCAAGAUCUGGGAAUCUUCCAGUGUCUCCUUGACAAUGGGAUUAGCUCCGCCCAAUCUGCAGGCAGACUCAGUUUACAAUUAGAUGAGAACUCCAAGCCAAGUAUCCUAUCCCCUCCUGAGAGUGGCGUCUACACUGAGGGCGACUCAGUAACUCUCACUUGUAAUGCUAGUGGACACCCACUUCCUGUUAUUCGCUGGUACAACUCUGCCGGUCCCAUCGCCACCCAUCCUGCUCUUCUGCUACAACCCCCUCAGUCCGCGGGUGACAACCCCACCCACCUCGCCAUGUCCCGACCAGGCAGCAGCACCCUGUACAUCCAGUCGGUGACCGCGGCCCACGCCGGACGGUACAUCUGUGAGGCCUCCAAUGAGGCUGGCUCUGUUCAGACUGAGGCGUUCCUUACAGUGGCCCCCAAGUCUAGUCCCAUGUCAGAAGUAGCCGUGGAGACGCAGCCGUCCAUCCACCCUAUCCAGAGUGAUGAGGGUGAUGAACUUUUCCUUAAGGGGCUUGGAGACACAGUAGGAUCUCCUUCUGAGAGAAUCAGUGACAAACCCACACCUGAAGCACCCAUCAUCAUCAGCCAACCUCAAACACACAAACCCAACAUGUAUGAUCUCGAAUGGCGAGCUGGUCGAGACUGGGGGAUUCCCAUUAAUGCCUACUUCGUCAAAUACCGCAAGGUGGACGACAUGGGAAACGUGGUGGGAAGUUGGCACACGGUGCGAGUGCCCGGCAGUGAAAAGUCUCUACCCUUGUCCGAUCUGGAGGCGUCCAGCUUGUAUGAGGUUCUGAUGGUGGCCCGAAGCUCUGCAGGAGAGGGUCAGCCCGCCAUGCUCACCUUCCGCACUGGAAAAGAGAGGAGCUCCCCCAACAAGAACCCAUCCAACCCUCCAUCUGUGUCCCUUCCAGAGAAAGUGCUGGAAACCACUAACACCUAUUACGGAGUUGUGAUACACGAAAGAGUUCCUGAGGCCCCGGACCGUCCAACUAUCUCAACAGCAACAGACAGCUCAGUCUACGUCACGUGGAUCCCGCGAGCAAACGGUGGCUCUCCAAUCACAGCCUUCCGCGUGGAGUACAGGAAGCAGGGUCGCAGCGGUGACUGGAUUGUGGCGGCUGAUAAGAUCUCCCCCCUGAAACUGUCAGUGGAAGUGCGAAACCUGGAACCAGGUUCCACAUACCGCUUCCGUGUCAUUGCCGUGAAUAACUACGGCGAAAGUCCCGCUAGCACCACCUCCAGACCAUACCAGGUGUCCCUGUCAAAUCCUCCCGUUUUAAACCGCCCGGUCUCCGGCCCUCACAUCUCUUCCACCGAUGCUAUCAGCGACACUCAGAUCAUGCUCCGCUGGACUUACACCCCUUCAAGUAACAACAACACCCCCAUCCAGGGCUUCUACAUCUACUACCGGCCCACAGACAGCGACAAUGACAGCGAUUACAAGAGAGAUGUGGUGGAAGGCUUCAGAUUCUGGCAUAUGAUUGGUCACCUUCAGCCCGAGACAUCCUACGACAUCAAGAUGCAGUGUUUUAACGAUGGCGGCCAGAGCGAGUAUAGUAACGUCAUGAUCUGCGAGACCAGAGCCCGUCAAGCUCCAGGCGUGCCCAGUCAGCGGCCCAUCACUCCUCCGGGAUUGUACCCUCCAGAAACACCCAGCCAGCCCGGCGGACUGCUCUAUCUGAUCGUGGGUUGCGUUCUGGGCGUCAUGGUGCUCAUUCUGCUGGCCUUUAUUGUCAUGUGCCUGCUGAGGAACCGUCAGCAGAACAGUCUGCAUAAAUACGACCCUCCAAGUUACCUGUACCAGUCUGCUGAGAUGAACGGUCAUGUUCUGGAUUAUUCCACCCUGCCUGGCUCCAGUCAUGUGAAUGGCAGCGUACACACAGGCUGUGGGCACAGCGCACCCAUGAUGGCCCAGUCCUGCCAUCACCUCCAUCACAAACUGACCAAUGGACUGGCCCUGCUGAACGGAUCGGGAGGUCUUUACCCCUCAGGACAUCCUCACACGCAUGACACCUCUCUACCCCACAACACCAUGGAGUAUGAUCACCCGCACCCUCACCACCAUCAUAACGGAGGAGGGAUGUACACAGCUCUGCCUCAGAACGACUCGCCCGACUGUAUGAGCUGUCAAAACUUCUGCAACAACAACAGGUGUUACACGAAAACCAACGGCACUUUUUCGGGCGGCACUCUCCCUCUAAUGCACCGCGUGGCAGCGUGCCAACCCGACGACCUCGAAAUGAUGCCGCUCAACCCCGUCCUGUCUCGCUGCCAGGGACGUGACAGUCCACAGCUCAGCGGCACCCAGCAGAGAGAUACAGUCCAAGAGGUGGAGGGCAAGACUCCACCCCUUUCCCAGAAUUCCCCUUGUCAGCCUGUGGAAACAAAGUCCAGCGUAGAGUUGCAGAGAGGAAGUCAACGUGAAGACCCCGAGGGUCCCGUGGUGUGUUGGCAACAGCUGGGACUGUCCGACCUGGACUGUAAAGAUAAAACAGCCUGGAUCUCUACUGGAAACCUGACUGGAGAUUUCAUCCAGCCUACAGUGCAGGAGAUCUGAACGCACGUCUAUUAUCACACAGAGAGCAUAUGGAAGAGAGCGAGAGAUUGUGGAAACGAGAACACAGAUGAGUUUUUAUUAAGAAAUGGCCAGUGAUGGGAUGGUCUGGGACAUUGUGUGACGUGAAAUGGGCUGAACACUUAACCGACUGCCUAUGGAGCUGGAAAAGACAGAUGAGGGAAAAAAGGAUGGAACAAACAUAAAGAAUGAAGGGACUUUUAAAAAGCAGGAUUGAGGUUGAAAUGGACUCAUUUGUGGACGGACUCAGAAAAGCAAAAACUCUUUAGAUGACUUAUUUAUUUUUUGUAGUAGUAAAAUAUUAUUUCAUAUGAAUGUAUCUGUUGUAAGAAAAAAGUUUGUCUUUUAUAUUAUUUAUGCCUUUUUUUGUUGAUGAGAUACUUUUUAUUUUUUUGUCGCUUAUAUUUUUUGUUUCCGUUCCACAAAGUGUGGAGUUUAGCCAUUGUAUGUGUAGAGUUUUGUAAUAAUAUAAAGAGAAGAUAAAGUAUUAAGCCUUUCUUUUCUUCAUCUGAAGUCAUUCUGCUACAAUAAUAUGUAAAAAUUAGGGCUGCCAAACGAUUCAUCUUAAUUGAGCACAUCCAGAAUAAAAGUUUGUGUUUACGUAA